AUGGCGACCUCACUCCACGCAUAUCAGGCUGUCACUGUUCCAUCUGCCCACUACCGGUCUAGAAGUCUGGGUGGGACGCCCAUGAGACUCCACAGUCGAAAUGGCAGCUCUUCCUCGCUUCAUUCCUUCUGGGAGCAUGACACGAACUACAGUACGGAUUCAGAUAGCGAGGACGAGGCUUGGCCUCAAGAGCUCCUACCGACCAGGUCAAGAAGCAGCCCUUCGUCAAGACGUGGAAGUCGUCAACUCACGCCUCUCAAGAUCGAGUCGCCUCCUCCGCAGGCCAAUGAUACUUUCAGCAUGGCGGCCUGGCGCGACCAGCUGCAGAAUCACAUUCAAAGAUACAAUGAAGCAACGCAGGCGCUACAGUCUAUCAUGCCCAGCUUCCCGGCUGAGUAUCAAGCCAACAUGGUUCGCCGUGUGAGCCAGCUUUUCCCGCAACGGCCUGGCUCUUCGCGGUCGCAUUCGCGUCGAACUGAUGGGUGGUGGGACACCUUGACUGGCAAUCGAUCACCUUCUCCGACCCAACAGCCGCCAGCAUACGAAUCAUUGUUUCCAGCGGACGGGCCAUCAGCGGAUGAUCUGAGCCUGAAGAAGUUGUCCGAGGAGACUGCUGAAGCAGAUAAUAUGGCAGACCAGCAUUUUGAAGCCCAGUCGUCCGGUCAAUCUCGAAUGCAGAGCGAUGAAAUGGGCGAUAUGUUGAUUAGGAGGAACAUCAAACGCGUCGAAUUGAGUCAGGAUAGAAAGUUGUUUUUCAUCUGGAUACCUAUACUCGCCAUUGGGUUGGCCUUGAUGCUCAGGAGUGCGGGCGUAUUUGAGCUGCUUCGCAAUCUCAACGACAAUGUCGUGGACAACGCUGUGCACGUUACGGACAGGGUUGUGGACGUCAUGUGA
Molecule: messenger RNA, 894 nt
Organism: Cyphellophora attinorum
Lineage: Eukaryota; Fungi; Ascomycota; Eurotiomycetes; Chaetothyriales; Cyphellophoraceae
Exons: 2
Coding region: 1-894 (297 amino acids)
Source: RefSeq, a predicted model, not a curated record